GGCCCGAGACGUGGACGGUGGAUAGCCAGCCUCUCUCCCCGCUCUAUAAAUCACGGGCACACCAAGCUUCCCUUCCAAAGCAGAACAAGCGCGGAUCUGAGAGCAGAUGAACUCGAGGUAUUUCGUUGAGUGAGAUCAUCACCAUGUCGUGCUGCGGAGGCAGCUGCGAGUGCGGCAGCAGCUGCAGGGGGUAAAUUAUCUCGAAUCCCCUCCUGAUUUCUGCCUUCGAUCUCUCCAUCUUUACGCCUUCUUUCUCAAGCUUUUCUUUCAUCUCUCCUCGAUCCAUCUUGUUCCGCUGCCUAACAACAUGCAUGUUCAUCGAUCCCCUCUUCCCGUGGCAACACAGCGCGGAUGCCUGUUGCAGCUUUGUUUCUCCCAAGUUUUUUCUAGGCUGUUUCUGGGACGACAUCACCAUUACCUUUGUCUGAAAUUGAACAGGGCUCAGUGUGGGGAACAAUCCAUUGACUCAUUGUACGGCCAUGAUGACAUCCACGGCCUGGAUUACUGGGCUAAGAAGCGCGCGGAUUAUUUGUCGUCAGAGCCACCUGAUGUAGUAUUUGUUAAACUCAUACACGAAGUCUUGUUCACGGCCCGGAAGAGCAGGAUGGAGAGCUCAGGGACGACUGCUCGCAGGAGAGCCGCUCAUUUAAAAAUCCUGCUCUUGCAUGGAGACGCUGAUCCUGAAGUACCAUACGAAACCAGUAUAUGGUACGCUGAGUUUCUGCGAACCUCAGGCUUUUCAGUGGAUUUUAGAACCUUCAACGGACUGCAGCAUUUUUGGACGUACCGUGAGAUGGAUUAUGUCAAGCAGUGGCUCCGCCCUAGGAUCGCAGUGCCCAGAAUCACAAUGCCCAGACACCAUGGAAGGCUGUAGUUUAGUACUCCCUCUGUAAAGAAAUAUAAGAUCAUUUAGAUUACUAAUAUAGUGAUCUAAACAAUCUGAAAGGCUGUAGUUUAGUAGUAAGAGUCGUACCACCAUUACUAGUAUAGUAAGUAAUAAAGAGGAUGGCAGUAUUGUAUGGCAGUAAAUAAUAAAGAGGGUGGCAUUAUUGUAUGGCAGUAAGUACUAAAGAGGAUGGCAGUAUUGUAUGGCAGUAAAUACUAAAGAGGGUGGCAUUAUUGUAUGGCAGUAAGUACUAAAGAGGAUGAACAUUUGCAAUUUCCA
Triticum dicoccoides is the source of this 1165-nucleotide messenger RNA. RefSeq lists its product as uncharacterized. NCBI's taxonomy places the organism in Eukaryota, Viridiplantae, Streptophyta, Magnoliopsida, Poales, Poaceae. Gene Ontology annotation, molecular function: hydrolase activity. The record is from RefSeq and is a predicted model, not a curated record. Bases 308 to 874 code for a protein of 188 amino acids. The transcript is spliced from 4 exons.